AUGAAAACUUGGACCGAGAACAAUGGCUUUAGCAUCUCUCAGAACAAAUCAUCUGUGUGCACCUUCACAAGAAAAAGAACAAUAUUGCCUUCGCAUAUACAACUAGGACCAUAUCUCUUUGCCCAUAAGAAUUCAGUAAAAUACUUAGGCAUCACUCUGGAUAGAAAACUCCUUUGGAGAGACCAUAUUCAGCAAAUUAUAAAAAGAACGGAAAACUCCAUAAAUAUCAUUAGAGUAUUUACAAAAAGUACUUGGGGAGCGGAUCCGAAUACCGCCUUGUUAUUCUAUCAGUCUUUAGUCAGAUCCAUCAUGGAUUAUGGCAGCAUUUUGUAUGGUUCAGCUUCGGACACCCAAUUAAGAAAAAUAGAUAUAGUUAAAAACAAAUGUCUACGACUAUGUCUCGGACUAUUAAACACAACACCAAUAAACACAAUGGAAGUAGAAACCUGCGAACCUCCAUUACCACUAAGAAGACAAUUCCUAAGCGACAAAUUUGUCAUGAAAUUGUACGCAAAGAAAAGCGAGUGUAUAAACAGUCUCCAUAAGUUAUUUAUACUGAACCUCACCUCGCCUUACUGGUCAAAAAAAAAAUCACCGGUCAUGGUUAACUCAUACCAAAGUCUUCUAGUCAAUUCAUCCCAUUGUUACACAAUAAAUGCAGAUCCCUAUUAUACAAUUAGUUACAAUGAUUUCCUACACGAAAUAAAGGUCCAUUACUUAAAAAUAACCGAAUAUGAUUCUCCCGGUUUAACCAAUAAACUGUUCCAAUACGAAUCGAAACACAAAUGGCCAAAUUCUGAGUAUAUAUUUACAGACGGUUCCAAAAUAGAUGACCAAACUGGAUGUGCGUUCUAUCAUGAAAAUAAAAACUACUACGAAAUGUUUAAAUUACCUGACGAAUCAUCUAUAUUCACAGCAGAACAGUACGCAGUACAAAAAGCCAUGGAAUAUGCUAAAUCAUCUCCUCACUUCAAUUACGUAAUAUUCACGGACUGCAAAAGCUUAGUAGAUAAAUUAAGAUCUACAAAUAAAAUAACUAAAGUCGACAAAAUCUAUGCAAAAAUUUUGUCCGUUCAUGGAGAACUGAAACAAAUGAAUAAAAAUUUAGAAAUUGUUUGGAUAAAGGGCCAUAUCGGCAUCAAAUCAAAUGAAACGGUGGAUCACUAUGCAAAAACAGCUGUUACAAUGGGAAGAACAACAACUGAAAGCAUGUUACCACCAUCCGACUUAACUCCGAUAUUUAGAAGAAACCUCAAAUUAAAGUGGCAAAAUAUCUAUGAAGACUCCCUCUCCGGAGCCGUCUAUAAACAAAUACAACCAACCAUACGACAAAAGACAUGGUUUCACAACCUAGUAAACAGACAAUUCAUAAAAACCAUAACCAGACUAAGAACAAACCAUGCUUUAUAUCCAAAAUACCAACAUAAAAUUGGCCAAACUAAUAAUCCAAACUGUUUAUGUGGUGAAAUAGGAGACUUACAACAUAUAAUACUAGAAUGCCCACUACACAUAACACACCGAGACUUACUUUUAGAAGAAAUAUAUAAGUUAAAAGCAGAAGCUCCAUUCAAUCUGACUACAUUACUGGCUUCAGACAAUUUAAGUAUAUUCAACAGUAUAUUUGGAUUCAUCAAAAGAUCCAGUAUUAGAAUCUGA
Anoplophora glabripennis (Asian longhorned beetle) is the source of this 1656-nucleotide messenger RNA. RefSeq lists its product as uncharacterized. Gene Ontology annotation, molecular function: RNA-DNA hybrid ribonuclease activity; nucleic acid binding. The transcript has a single exon. The coding region runs from base 1 to 1656 and encodes 551 amino acids. Lineage: Eukaryota; Metazoa; Arthropoda; Insecta; Coleoptera; Cerambycidae. The record is from RefSeq and is a predicted model, not a curated record.